Molecule: messenger RNA, 1113 nt
Organism: Aspergillus mulundensis
Lineage: Eukaryota; Fungi; Ascomycota; Eurotiomycetes; Eurotiales; Aspergillaceae
Exons: 4
Coding region: 1-1113 (370 amino acids)
Biological process (GO): transmembrane transport; carbohydrate transport
Cellular component (GO): membrane
Molecular function (GO): carbohydrate:proton symporter activity
Source: RefSeq, a predicted model, not a curated record
AUGAGCAUCACCGGGUACGCUCUAGUCGUGGGAGGAGAAAAAGGCACCGGCAUCGGCCGCGCCUGUGCCCUAACUCUCGCGAAAGCCGGCGCAGAAGGAAUCCUCAUCGCCGAUAUCAACGUUACCGCUGCAUCAGAGACAGCGCGCCUGUGCACUAGCAUGAGACUCGUGGCCAACUCACCCAUUUCCUUCCUCGCCUUAGCAACGCACGUCGACAUCACAGAUCAAGGGUCUGUGGACGCCGCUGUUUCCGCGAUGAUCGAGCGUUUUGGACACAUGGAUUACUGCGUUAACUGCGCGGGGAUUGGACCAAAUAGCCACGAUGAAAUCGCGGACGCCGAUACUGGCGCGUUCAAGCAGAUGCUGGAUGUUGAUGUCACUGGAACCUUUCAUGUUAUCCGGGAAGCUUCCCGUGUAUUUUCAGCGACAGCGGGUUCAAGGGGUGCUGCAUGGUUUGGAUCGCUCGUCAACGGCCCCAUCGCCGACCGAUUCGGGCGCAAGAUGUUAAUCAACCUGGCUGUUGUUGUCUUUGUAAUUAGAUCGGCUAUCCAAUGUAGUGCAACCAACAUCCCCAUGAUCUUCGCCGGUAGAGCGGUUGCUGGGUUGGCGGUUGCUGGGUUGGCGGUUCCAUGUGUUUGUCUCGCCAUCCCCUCAUACCUCUCAAGCAGCCCGUUGACGCUGACAGUAUCCGUCACGAUCGGCAUCCUUGUCAGCUACUGGAUCGACUAUGGCACAAACUGCAUUGGCGGGACUCGCUGCGCCCCGGAUGUGCCCUACGCCGGCAGUUUGUUUGAUCCGUAUAUCGAUGUACCGGAAACUGGCUGCACAGGGCAGUCUGAGGCAUCCUGGCGUCUGUCACUUGCCAUCCAGAUUGCGCCUGCAGUAAUCCUAGGUAUUGGCAUGUUGUUCUUCCCGGAUUCGCCUCGAUGGCUGUUGAUGACAGAGCGGGACGACGAGGCGCUUUCUUCAUUGUCUAGGCUACGUCGGCAGGCGACCGAUAGUUCGGCUCUGCGGAGUGAGUAUUUGGAAAUCCGGGCGUCCAUCAUGCUGGAGAAUAGCUUCGCGAGAGAGAAAUUUCCAGGUCUCUCUGGUGUCAGACUUCACGCUGCUUAG